Pseudomyrmex gracilis is the source of this 765-nucleotide messenger RNA. Its product is annotated as ELKS/Rab6-interacting/CAST family member 1-like. Gene Ontology annotation, biological process: maintenance of presynaptic active zone structure; regulation of synaptic plasticity; neuromuscular synaptic transmission. Gene Ontology annotation, molecular function: structural constituent of presynaptic active zone. Bases 1 to 765 code for a protein of 254 amino acids. Gene Ontology annotation, cellular component: cytoskeleton of presynaptic active zone. Lineage: Eukaryota; Metazoa; Arthropoda; Insecta; Hymenoptera; Formicidae. The record is from RefSeq and is a predicted model, not a curated record. The transcript is spliced from 4 exons.
AUGCCCGGCCGCAUCAUCACCAGCACACUUUGGGAACAAAAUCUUGUUCCGUUUAAUUACUGCAAGACGAUCGAGAAUUUAGAAGACUUACUGAAAGAAAAGGAUAAUCAAGUUGACAUGGCCAGAGCCAGACUGACUGCAAUGCAGGCACAUCAUUGUAGCAGUGAGGGUGCACUUAGCAGCCUUGAAGAAGCAAUCGGGGAUAAGGAAAAGCAAAUGGCACAAUUACGCGAGCAAAGGGAUCGAGCCGAGCAGGAAAAACAAGAGGAGAGGGAACUGCACGAAAGAGAAAUCGCUGAAUAUAAAAUGAAGAUACACACUUUGGAGUCCGAGGUAGAGAAAUUGGGUGCGCGGUUAGAGCGAGCUCAAGCGGAGAAAGACAGGCUGGAAGCAAAGCUUGAAAGUUCGCAAUCUGAACUUGGUAAAAGUAAAGCCGAACUGGACAAGGCCGCGUCGGAAGUUGGACGUAGUGGUGCCGAUUGGGAAGCGGCAAAGCAGCGACUUGCUAGACUGGAGCUAGAAAAUGAAAGGUUACGACAUGAUAUCGAACGGUCGCAAACAUAUGGCAGAAGCACGUUGAACUCGUCGCAAGAAGUGGAGCGCUUACAAGAACGAGCUGACAAAGCAGCUGCCGAAUUAAGAAGAGCCCAGGCCGAACUCAGGGUUACGCAAGCUGACAACGAGAGAGCACGUGCUGAAGCUGCGACUCUUCAAGAGAAGGCACGGUCGAGAAAGACUCACAAAGACACCCUGACUCGGUGCUAA